AUGUCAUGUGCGAUGAGAAUUCUUCGUUGCGUUGCGGAGGGAUGCAAUUCUGAUGAAAGAAAAAGGGGAAGAUAUGGUUACAUGAAAGAUGUAAGAUUUUACCCCUUUCCAACCCAGAAAAAAACGCCUGCACAAAGAAAACGCUGGCUGGACCUCUUGAGAAGAGAAAAUUAUGAGCCAAAGAGAAAUCACAGAGUAUGCUCUCUUCAUUUUAAGGAAGGCAGACCAACAGAAGAUCAUCCAUACCCAGAGCUCUUUGCAUAUAAUAAUUUUAAGGAAAGUCUGAAGAUUCGUUCAACAACUUCUAUAUCCAAGAGGAAACAGUGUAUUGUACAAGACCCUCAUUCUGAAAUCUCAGUUCCUCCCCCAGUGGAUUCCCUGGCUGCCAAUGAAAGAGUACUUCAUUCGCAGAUUAAUAAUGACAAUUCCAUUUUUGUUUCUGGAGAAUUGAAUGGAAGUUGGCCAAUAACUCAAGAAAUAGAAGUGAGUGAUCAUGAGCGUCCAACAGCUGGAUCUUUUCCUGACACAGGUGAAAUUUUCGAAAGACUUGUUAUAUAG
Saccostrea echinata is the source of this 558-nucleotide messenger RNA. Its product is annotated as THAP domain-containing protein 11-like. The record is from RefSeq and is a predicted model, not a curated record. The transcript is spliced from 4 exons. Lineage: Eukaryota; Metazoa; Mollusca; Bivalvia; Ostreida; Ostreidae. Bases 1 to 558 code for a protein of 185 amino acids.